CGGAGAUUUCGCGUCAGCAAGAUAGUGUAAAAAUACUCAUCACGUGGUUAUGUGUUAAUCUAGGUCACUAACUCAUAGAUAAACAAAACGCCAGGCGGCUGAAACAAAAGGGAGAUCCAUGGAGCGGCAUUCAGAAUACGAAUACACCGAUAAUGUUAAGCUCACCGAUCAGGCUAUAAAGGACUUUGAGGAAUAUGGAUAUAUUCUUAUCAGGGGUCUCCUUGACAAAGAAGAGGUCAAUGGGGUCCUGAAAGUAUUAGAGGACAGCGAUGAAAUGAUGAAACAAAACUAUGAGUUUGAGGAGGUAAAUAAAGAUAAAAAGACACAGAGGAUUAUUUGGUCACACCCUGGUACUGACGUCACCGGAAUGGUGGCUCGAAGCGAAAAAGUGGCUGGAACGUGCGAAAAGCUCUUGGGCGGCGAAGUGUAUCACUACCACGGCAAGAUGAUACUGAAAGGCGCACAGAAAGGAGCUCGCCAUCUGUGGCACCAAGAUUAUGGAUACUGGUACAACAAUGGCUGUCUUUUUCCUGACAUGAUGACAGUUUUUAUCCCAUUAGAUCCAUGCAGGAAAGAAAAUGGCUGCUUACAGAUAUUGGAGGGUUCACAUAAGUGUGGCCGGAUUGACCAUCACCCUGUUCUAAAGCAGGCAGAGGCAGACUUGGAACGUGUGGAAGAAAUCAAGAAAACUUGUCCUCAUAAGUUCGUUGAAAUGGAUCCCGGCGAUGCCCUUUUCUUCCACUGCAAUAUGCUGCAUCAUAGCUCAGACAACAACAGUGACAUGCGCAGAUGGGUGUACAUCUGUACGUACAACAGAGCCAGCAACGACCCUGUUAUCGAACAUCACCACCCACGAUACACACCAAUGACCAAAGUUCCCAACUCUGCCAUUAAAGAAUGUACCAAUUUCACAGAUAUGAGUGGGAAGGACUUCAUUCACCCUGACCGUAAUACCUCCUUGACGUCACACAUCCGUGUUCAUUAGUCAAAAAGUCAAAAGGAGAAGUGAAUCCAUACACUUAGAUAAUGUGACAAUGUUAUAACACCUUGACGUCAAACAUCCCUGUUCAGUAGUCAAAAAGACAAAAGUCAAAAAGGAGAAGUGAAGCCCUACGCUUAGAUAAUGUGAUAAUGUUAACAUGUACGGUCAUAUUGAUAUUUAGUCAGAUUUCAUGUGACAUUCUUUGUAUUUGCAUUUGUGUAUUUAUCCAAGUUAUUUCCAUACGUUAUUGUUGAAAUUCCAGUGAAUCGUACAUGCUGAUUAAUUACGUUACCGUCUGUAUCUUUGAAAAUGUCAACAUUGAACAAUGGUAUGCUGCUUAUUUAUACACAAUCAUAAGAUGUAUGCUGAUGAAUUCAAAAUAUCAAUUUGUCCAAUUUAUUAAAUUUCACACACAAAUAUAUUUCAAAAA
Molecule: messenger RNA, 1412 nt
Organism: Ostrea edulis (European flat oyster)
Lineage: Eukaryota; Metazoa; Mollusca; Bivalvia; Ostreida; Ostreidae
Product: L-proline trans-4-hydroxylase-like
Exons: 10
Coding region: 119-985 (288 amino acids)
Source: RefSeq, a predicted model, not a curated record